Scylla paramamosain (green mud crab) is the source of this 495-nucleotide messenger RNA. RefSeq names its product macrophage migration inhibitory factor homolog. The transcript has 5 exons. Bases 1 to 495 code for a protein of 164 amino acids. NCBI's taxonomy places the organism in Eukaryota, Metazoa, Arthropoda, Malacostraca, Decapoda, Portunidae. Gene Ontology annotation, molecular function: cytokine activity; phenylpyruvate tautomerase activity. The record is from RefSeq and is a predicted model, not a curated record.
AUGACUCCUUCCCGCAGCCUUGGUGCCCACGCUUCCAUUCCCAUUGUGCUGCACUACGCUUGUUGUAACCUCCCAAGGCGAUACCGGCCCACAUACAUCCUAGUCAUCGCGGCUCAUCGAGAAGCCACCACCAUGCCUAUCCUGCAGAUUACUACUAAUGUGCCCAAGGAGAAAGUGACGCCAGAUGUACUCACCACACUCAGCAAGAUGAUCGCUGAGAUGCUCGGCAAGUCAGAGGCUUACUGCAUGGUUCAUGUUGUCCCAGACCAGCUUAUGACAUUCGGUGGCACAACUGAACCCUGUGCAGUGGCCUUAUUCUGCUCCCUUGGCAAGCUGGGAGUGGAGGAGAACAAGAGUUAUGCAGCAAAGCUCUACCCCUACCUGGAGACAACCCUUGGCAUCCCCAGUGGCAGAAUGUACAUGAGUUUCCGAGACAUGAAAACUUCAGAAAUUGGGUACAAAGGAACAACAUUCCAUGAAAUUCUUGGCCGUUAA